AUGCUCGAGUUGUCUUCCCGACCUGUCCAAACUUAUGAGCAGGGCCUCGUAGCCUCACCAGACCCAGCCUUGAUGUCAUUUGCACUUCUUACAGCAAACCUCCUGUCAUGCAAACGGUCUAUGAUUUCACUCAUCGACCAUGAAAGAAUAUAUAUCAUCGCUGAAUCUACACGCACGUUAUCAGUCACCGUCCCACACACCCAUGCACCAGGUGAUGAUCUAUGGUUGGGAGGGUGCUUGUCGAUACCUAGGGAAGGAGGAUUGUGCGAGAGAACCGUUUCGUUGCUGGCACCUACUGAGGUUCAUGAUGACGGUAUGAUGAUUUUUGAAGUUCCAGAUCUCACCAAAGAACCAGUUUAUCAGAACGAAGAUUACGUCACUGGAUGGCCCGAUAUGAAAUUCUAUGCUGGUGUCCCGCUCCGAACAAGGAGCGGCUUCUCUAUUGGAAGUUUAUGUGUCAUUGACGAUAAGCCACACCCGGGUGGACUCAAAGAUGAUGCUAAGUUAACAUUGGCGAAGAUGGCGGAAACGGUCAUGGGCCACCUCGAGAGAGUUCAGGCAGAGCGGGAUAUGAAGAGAGGAAGAAAUAUGGAGUUGGGAAUUUCGAGGUUUUUAGCAGGGAAUUUCAGAAAUGAGCGUGCGGAGAUGGAUGAUGAGGAAUUUGCGGAAAGAGUUCGGUAUGAGCAAAGAUCGCAGGAAAAGAGGAGAAUGGAGUCUGAAAGGUUGAGAUGGAUUGAUCAAAUGGAGAGGCAGCAGAAAAACAAUAUGGGGACAGAUAUAGUGCCAGAAGGGGUCAAAACAGCAAGAAUUUUAUCACAAAUAUCAGAGAAGCUAGGGAGGAGAAAGGAAUCGGAUCCGUUUGCACGCGAUUUUGCAUCCGAUUUGAACCAGGAUAAGGUACCAGAAGGUGCAUGGCCUGAGGGCAAUCAUCUAGGUUUUCCCAAUGUCAAAGCAUCUCAAUUACCACUCUCUUUCCCAACUCCAAAAUCUGAAGAUUUUUCUUCUAUUCUGCACCCUCCUGGCCCCCUUAAUAUCCCAGAGCUUUCGCGAAGCCGCAGCUAUUCCUCAGUAAGAUCAGGAAGAAGUACAACAGGCACAAGGCCUUCAGGGGGAUCGACCAGUUCGAUAUCUUCACUGAGCGCCACUAUUCCCCCUUCAUCGCCAUCAGAUUCUCUAUUCCAUGAUUCGGACUCAGCCGCCCAAUGUUCAGCCGCCACAACACCCACAGGGCAACUUCAGCCACAAUACCCUGACAUCAACAACUCUUUCCGCUCUACAUUUGCUCGUGCAUCGGUAUUGAUCCGCAAGUCAAUUGAAAUUGACGGUGUUGUCUUUGUGGAUGCCGACUUGGAGGACUCGUAUGAUAUCGAUGAUUGUAUAGACUCACCAAAAAAUACGCCACCGGAGCCAAUGUUUGAUUAUUCCGCAAAACAUCGACAAAGACCGAAGAAGUACCGUCGAAGAUCUGGGAUUCUUGGUUAUGCCACAAAGGGAGGUACCUCUUGCACAAAUCCCUUUGAUAAUGACAGCAUGAUCCGUCGAGGUAGCGAGUUGGAGAGAAGCCUCGGAUUUGAUAUUGGCGAGAUUGAGGAGUCUUUUUUACGCACCAUGGCACAUCGCUGGCCGCACGGUCAUAUCUUCUCGUGCAAUCAGUCUAGCCCGCGUGAGGCUGAGACGGGCUCAGAUGAUGACUCUGAAUAUACACCAGAUUGCGAAAAGUCUACAGGAGGAAAGUAUAUGAAAGAAGUAGAGAUAUUGAAACGUUUUUUGCCAGGGAGUACUAAUGUUGUCUGUAUGCCCAUGUAUGACUUUUCUGGAAAACUUUUUUCAGUGGGAUUCGCCUGGAGCUGCUCCAGAGUUAGAGUAUUCAGUGAUGAUGUGGAGAAGAGCUUCAUGGCAGCGUUCGGGAACAGCAUUAUGGCAGAAGUAGGGAGGCUGCAUUGUGUUAGUGCGGAUAAGGCGAAGGGUGACUUUAUCUCGUCGGUCUCACAUGAACUUCGAUCACCAUUACAUGGAAUUCUAGCGAGUGCCGAGUUCCUAGCGGAUACGGAUCUUGAUAGCUUCCAGAGGAGCUUUGUCGAUACUAUUGAGAGCUGUGGGCGUACGCUACUCGACACCAUAAACCACGUUCUAGACUUUUCAAAAUUAAAUAGCUUUGGGAAUAAAUGGACUGGAACGGCGUCAUCAAUGAAGAAGGAGAGCAUAGUCCGAAGAAUGAGUCGGCAACGUGGGCGGUCUGCUUCGGUAUGCUACGAAAGCCCGGAAGAGUUCAAGAGCGAUGACAAUCAAGAACCGAAACCGAGUCAAUGUGCCGGGGGUCUAUCUGCAUCUGUGAAUGAUGUUGUUCACUUGACUGCGGAAACGGACUUGAGCGCUAUCUUGGAAGAGGUGACGGAAGGUGUAUUUGCGGGCUAUGAAUUUAGGGGAAUAAGCACGCCAGGGAUAAUGGAGGUUGUUGGGACUUCAAAAACUGAAGGAAAUGGAAGACCAGCCGGGGCGAAAAAUGACAUUACGGUUAUCAUCGAUGUUGAUAGACGCGAUGAUGGGUGGGUGUUUGAAACGCAACCAGGCGCAUUGCGAAGAAUCUUUUUGAACUUGGGAGGAAAUGCGAUCAAAUAUACGGAUUCUGGUUGGGUCCGAAUCAAGAUGAGGGCGGAGGACUUGCCAAGCAAAGGUGAUGAAGAUAAGAAAUCCCUUGUUACGUUGACUUUUACGGACUCCGGAAAGGGUAUAAGCAGAGAAUUUUUGAAGACACGGUUAUUCACACCUUUCAGUCAAGAGAACCCGCUUGUCAGCGGGACAGGGCUGGGUAUGAGCAUUGUCAGGCAGAUUGUCGAAAUGCUAGGCGGUGAGAUUGGUGUGAAGAGUCAGCCUGGUAAGGGAACGGAGGUGACUGUCAGCCUGGUGCUGAAGAGGGUCUUGAAGACGAGGCCUGACCAGUCUCUUAACCAAGAGACGAACGGACAAGAUUCUGUGAUUGAAAAAAUUAGAGAGAGGACCAAGGGAAAGAGAGUUUCUUUGCUCGGUUUCGAUUCUACGCCCCCAGAAUCUGAAGCUCAAAUGCGAGCGACUGCGUUUCUUAGAAGUUCGCUUGAAAGCUAUGUCACCAAAUGGUUCGGGAUGGAUAUCAUCCCAAACUCUUCGUCUUAUUCUACUAGUGAUAAGGUAGACUUUGUUAUUACAAACGAAGGGGCUAUGGUUAAUGCACAUCUGGCGCUUCCUGAGGAAGCAGGCAAAAACAUGCCCGGGAAGACUGGAGGGAUACCAUUGAUUGUUAUCUGCUCGAACGCAGCAAGGCAUGAAAUCUACCAGCCUUUAAAUACCGCUGAGAAUAAGGGGAUUGCUGGGUUUGUGUCAAAGCCAUGCGGGCCCAUGAAACUCGCGAAAGCUCUAGCGUCUUGUCUAGAUCAGAUGGAGGCGGCAUUGAAAUCCCAAGCAGCAGUAUCUACCUCCACCAAAACGGAUACAUUGGUCUCUCAAUCACAAUCGAAUAAAACUAUCCAUUGUACAGAGGCCAAUACUUUGCCGAAAAACAGACCUUCUCCUCCUCCUCGUCCUAAGAGGCGUUCUACUGAGGUCAAUCUCUCAUCCAAGAGUUUUCAUUGUCUGUCCACAGAAAUUCCGGUUACGGUAACACCCAGCACACCAAUCGAAAAGGAUGACAGCCCAAUCUCACGAUGGAAACAAGGGGUUGGGCGGAUAACCUCUCUCAACUUGAAUGAUGAAAAUGGGGGCAAGAAACUUCCCAGAACCCUCAUCGUGGAGGACAAUCCAGUCAACUUAAUGCUUUUGGCAACGUUCUUAAAGAAGAAGGGCUAUCCAUUCGAAAAAGCCACGAAUGGACUCGAAGCUUAUCAAGCCGUCGAGAAAAAUCCCGAAGGUUUCGAUAUCAUUCUCAUGGACCUGCAAAUGCCAGUCAUGUCAGGUAUCGAAUCUACCAGAGCUAUACGAACAUUGGAACGACAACGACGACGGAAGGGCAGUUUGAUCAUCGCACUCACUGGGUUAGCGACUGCAAAUGAUCAACUCGAGGCCUUUGAAGGGGGGAUAGAUUUGUUUAUGGUGAAGCCAGUUUCAUUCAAACAUUUAGAAAAGACAUUACAAGAGCUCAAGCUAGAGGAUCAAGACUAG
Morchella sextelata is the source of this 4131-nucleotide messenger RNA. RefSeq lists its product as uncharacterized. Bases 1 to 4131 code for a protein of 1376 amino acids. NCBI's taxonomy places the organism in Eukaryota, Fungi, Ascomycota, Pezizomycetes, Pezizales, Morchellaceae. Gene Ontology annotation, molecular function: phosphorelay sensor kinase activity. The record is from RefSeq and is a predicted model, not a curated record. Gene Ontology annotation, biological process: phosphorelay signal transduction system; phosphorylation. The transcript is spliced from 3 exons.